Molecule: messenger RNA, 1660 nt
Organism: Oreochromis niloticus (Nile tilapia)
Lineage: Eukaryota; Metazoa; Chordata; Actinopteri; Cichliformes; Cichlidae
Gene: vps36
Product: vacuolar protein sorting 36 homolog
Exons: 15
Coding region: 213-1361 (382 amino acids)
Biological process (GO): protein transport to vacuole involved in ubiquitin-dependent protein catabolic process via the multivesicular body sorting pathway
Cellular component (GO): ESCRT II complex; late endosome membrane
Molecular function (GO): ubiquitin binding; phosphatidylinositol-3-phosphate binding
Source: RefSeq, a predicted model, not a curated record
GUGAAAAAAUGUCCAAAUAUAUAUUUUAAAAUCUCAAAUUAACCCGGGAAGAUAGCAGUCCUGCUAGCUCCUGACAGCUGGCGCUGGGAACGUCAACACUGAAAGGACCCCUUAGAGGCGAAUUUUGAACAGCAUACAGGAAGAAAACAUAAGAUGAGUCUUAGCGGAGAAGAAGUGAAGUACGACCUGAAUUGUUCUUGUUUUACUUAAAAAUGGACCGGUUUUCGUGGUCAAAUGGGCUUCUAGAAAUAAACGAAACUUUGGUGAUCCAGCAGCGAGGUGUCAGACUGUAUGACGGUGAUGAUAAGGCUAAGAUGGAUCUCGGAGUUGCCUUGCUGAGCACCCAUCGUUUAAUCUGGAGGGAUAUCAAAAAUCAUGAAUGCUGCAUCGCCAUGCCCCUGUCACAGAUCAUCUACUUUGAGGAGCAGGCUGCAGGAAUAGGAAAGAGUGCAAAAAUAGUUAUCCACCUGCAUCAAGUACCUGCCAACAAGGAGCCAGGUCCAUACCAAUACAGCAAGUACUCUUACAUCAAGCUAUCCUUUAAGGAACAUGGGCAGAUUGAGUUUUACCGGAGGCUCACUGAAGAGAUGACCAAGAAAAGGUGGAAGAAUACACCAGUUUCACAGCCCAUCCCCACAGGAACUGGAUCUCAGGCAGGAAAGACACGUGCAGUGGGGAUUGUUGGCAUUGAGAGGAAGAUCGAGGAGAAGAGGAAAGAAACAGACAAAAACAUUUCUGAGGCCUUUGAGGACCUCAGUAAGCUGAUGGUGAAGGCCAAAGAGAUGGUGGAGCUCUCCAGAUCUAUAGCCAACAAGAUCAAAGACAAGCAGGGAGACAUAACAGAAGAUGAGACAAUACGGUUUAAGGCAUACCUCUUGAGCAUGGGUAUUGCUAACCCUGUUACCAGAGAAACGCAUGGAUCCGGUACACAUUAUCACAUGCAAUUGGCUAAGCAACUGGGAGAUAUGCUGCAGGCCCCUCUGGAGGAACGUGGAGGUAUGAUGGCUCUCACAGAGGUGUACUGUCUCGUCAACCGUGCUAGAGGGAUGGAGCUGUUAUCCCCAGAAGAUUUGGUGAAUGCGUGCAAAAUGUUUGAGUCAUUGAAGCUCCCGUUGAGGUUGCGUGUGUUUGAUAGCGGAGUGAUGGUGGUCCAGCUGCAGUCUCACAGUGAAGAGGAAAUGAUAGCCUCAGCACUGGACAAUGUGUCAGAGAAAGGUUCCUUGACUGCAGAGGAGUUUGCAAAGCUCUUGGGUCUCUCUGUUCUUCUGUCAAAAGAGCGGUUGUUGCUGGCUGAGAAGAUGGGACACCUUUGUAGAGAUGACUCUGUUGAGGGUUUGAGAUUCUACCCAAACCUAUUUUGACCUGUUUACAAUUGAGGUGGAAUAUAGAAACAGAUGAUUUCUUUAAAAAAAAAAAACAAAAUCAGCUGACCUCUACAGGUGCAAAAAGGAACCUGCUGUACUUUUCAUGCCAUUAUGUAUGUAUCCAUUUGGUGUUCUGAUUAUAAUAGAGCACUGUGAAUCCACCUUUAGAUAUGUUUUUAUCUAGAACUACGAGCGAUACUGGACUGUUUUCAAAAUGUUUCGAGUUUCAGGUCCACUCUCGUUGGUAGAGUGACCAUCAGGUGUGUUUGGUAAUAAAUGCUUUUUGGAAAACUGCA